Molecule: messenger RNA, 936 nt
Organism: Entrophospora candida
Lineage: Eukaryota; Fungi; Glomeromycota; Glomeromycetes; Entrophosporales; Entrophosporaceae
Source: the annotation of a GenBank genome assembly
AUGUCAAAGCUUUUUUGUAUGGGUAAUCCUUUAUUGGAUAUUCAACCAAAUGAUCAAAUUUUAGCUGAAGAAAAACAUAAACCAUUGUACGAGGAAUUGGUUAAAAAUUAUCAACCAGUUUACGUUGCGGGAGGCGCAACGCAGAAUGCUGCUCGUGGUUACUUGCUUCCACCCAAAACAGCAGUAUAUUUUGGAUGUGUCGGCGAUGAUGAAUUUUCUAAAAGAAUGCGUGAAGUAGCUGAAGCAGAAGGACUAGUUGUUGAUUAUUUAGUUAACAAAGAAGUUCCCACCGCAGCAGAAAAAUAUAAUCCUUCUGAACAUUUGUAUUUACCAGAAAAAUGGAAAAUAGUAGAGAGCGCAAAAUACUUUUAUAUUGCGGGAUUCUUCGUAACUGUUUCACCCGAGUCAAUUCUAAAAGUUGCUAAACAUGCUGCCGAAACCAAUAAAGCUUUUGCAAUGAAUUUAUCUGCAGUAUUUUUGAUGACAGUUCCUCCAUUUAAAAAAGUUCUAAAUGAUCUUGCUCCUUAUUGGGAUCUUCUUUUUAGUAAUGAAACUGAAGCAGAAGCAUUUGCCAAAUCAGAAGGUUGGGAGGAAACUGAUAUUAAAGAAAUAGCGUUAAAAAUUGCAAAAUUGCCAAAAGUCAAUACAAAACGUCAACGUAUUGUAAUUAUAACACAAGGUUCCUCGCCAACGAUCCUUGCAUAUCAGAAUGAGGAUAAGGUUCAUGAAUUUAAGGUUAAUCCUAUUGCCAAUGAUGAAAUUGUUGAUACAAAUGGUGCAGGCGAUGCUUUUGUCGGCGGUUUUCUAAGCCAAUUUAUUGAAGAUAAAAGUGUCGAAGAAUCGAUUGAAGCUGGUCACUGGUUGGCCAAACUUAAUCUUAAACAGAUUGGUCCUUCCCUUCCUAAAGAAAAAAUUCCUUAUACUCCAAAAAAAUAA